AUGGGCAUGCUGGACCCCUGGGGGUGCACCUGGAGGCUCCCAGCUCUGCUCUCACCUCCAGAUGCUGAGAAGACCCCGGGCUACUGGAAUAAAGGUGCCAGGAAGAGGCUGGAGUUGGCCCUGGCCUUGCAGCCUGCAGCACAGCGGGCCAAAAACAUCAUCCUCUUCAUGGGUGACGGCAUGGGGCUGUCCACCAUGUCAGCGGCUCGGAUCUACAAGGGGCAGCUGGCCGGUGGCUCAGGCGAGGAGAGCGUCUUGGCCAUGGAGACCUUUCCCCACACGGCCCUGGCCAAGACCUACACCAUCGACCGGCAGGUGCCUGACAGCGCUGGCACGGGCACUGCCUACCUCUGUGGGGUGAAGGCCAAUGCCAAGACUCUGGGGCUGAGCGGGGCAGCCGUCUAUGGAAAAUGCCACACCACCUUUGGCAAUGAGGUGGACUCUGUCCUGCACCGGGCCAGGCUGGCGGGCAAGUCUGUGGGCAUCGUGACGACCACGCGGGUGCAGCACGCGUCCCCCGGGGCAGCGUACGCGCACUCGGCCAGCCGGGGCUGGUACGCUGACGCCAACAUGCCCAAGGAGGCCCUGCGGGACGGCUGCAAGGACAUCGCCUACCAGCUGGUGCACAACACCGACAUCAACGUGAUCCUGGGCGGCGGGAGGAUGUACAUGACCCCCAAGCACACUCCGGACCCCGAGUAUCCAGAGGACCCGGAUCAAAAUGGCACCAGGAAGGACGGCCGGGACUUGAUUGCUGAGUGGCUGAGUGCCAAGCAGGGUGCCCGCUAUGUCUGGGACAAGAAGGGCCUGGAUGCGGUCAGAGAUGACUCUGUGAGCCAUCUUAUGGGUCUUUUCGAGCCCAAGGACAUGAAGUAUGAGCUGAACCGCAACACGUCCACAGACCCCUCCAUCGUGGAGAUGACGGAAAAGGCCAUCCGCAUCCUGCGCAGGAACCCCAAUGGAUUCUUCCUCUUUGUGGAAGAUGACCACAUUCCCUGUGCAGGUGGCAGAAUCGACCACGGCCACCACAGUGGCCGGGCCAAGCAGGCGCUGAUGGAGGCUGUGAUGCUGGACCGGGCAGUGGCACGGGCAGGAGAGCUCACCUCCCCUGCUGACACCCUGACCGUGGUGACGGCCGAUCACUCCCAUGUCUUCACUUUUGGGGGCAGCACACCACGUGGCAACUCCAUCUUUGGGCUGGCCCCCAAGAAAGCCAAGGACAAGCGAGCCUACACCAGCAUCCUCUAUGGCAAUGGUCCUGGCUACAGCAUCCCCAGGCCCCAGCCUCACUUCUCCUCUCCUCCUGCAGAGGACAAGGACUACAGGCAGCAGGCAGCUGUGCCCCUGGAGACAGAGACUCACAGUGGGGAAGACGUGGUGGUGCUGGCCCAGGGCCCCAUGGCCCAGCUCUUCCACGGGUGCCUGCCUCGAGCCCUACGCCACAGAGCCUGGGUGCAGGGCAGCCCGCAGGGCCUCCCAUGGCACACGGUGCUGCCCGCAGGCCCUGCUCGUCCUCCUGGCCCUCUGCAUGGCUGCCCUCACGCGGAGGAGGAGAAUCCAUCCUUCUGGUACAAGCAGGCAGCUGCAGCCAUCGAUGCCUCCUUAAAACUCCAGCCCAGGACAAAUGAAGCCAAAAAUCUCAUCCUUUUCCUUGGGGAUGGAUUCGGGGUCUCCACCAUCACAGCCACCCGCAUCCUCAAGGCACAGCAGCAGGGGAAGCUCGGGCCUGAGACCCCUCUUGCCCUGGAUUCUUUCCCCUACAUGGCUCUGUCGAAGACCUACAAUGUGGAUCGGCAAGUCCCUGACAGUGCAGGGACAGCCACAGCUUACCUCUGUGGUGUGAAGGGCAACUACCAGACAAUAGGAGUGAGCGCAGCUGCCCGCCACUCAGAGUGCAGCACCACGGCCGGCAACGAGGUGAUCUCAGUGAUGAAGCGAGCCCGCAAAGCUGGGAAGGCGGUGGGCGUCGUGACCACAACGCGGGUGCAGCACGCGUCGCCCGCGGGAACCUAUGCCCACGUGGUGAACCGGGACUGGUACGCGGACGCCAGCAUGCCCCAGGAGGCGCGGCUGCAGGGCUGCACGGACAUCGCCUGGCAGCUGGUCCACAACGUCGACAUCAACGUGAUCCUGGGUGGUGGUCGGAAAUACAUGACCCCCGUGGGGACGCCGGACCCUGAGUACCCCGCCGACAGCCGGCAGAAUGGGAUACGUGAGGAUGGGAUAAACCUCAUUGAGAAGUGGCUGGCGCCACGGCCGGGUGCCCGCUAUGUCUGGAACAGGACAGAGAUGCUGGCUGCUGCUGCCGACCCCAACGUGAAUUAUUUGAUGGGUCUCUUUGAACCCGUGGACACCAAGUACAACCUGGUGCGUAACACCACCCUGGACCCGUCACUCACUGAGAUGACAGAGGCGGCCAUCACCAUCCUGAGCAGGAACCCCAAAGGCUUCUACCUCUUUGUGGAAGGUGGCAGAAUUGACCAUGGCCACCACGAUGGCGCAGCCCAUAAGGCUCUGACAGAGGCAGUGGAGUUCGACACGGCCAUCGAGCGGGCUGGCACCAUGACAGACGAGGCUGAGACCCUCACCGUCAUCACCGCUGACCACUCCCACGUCUUCGCCUUUGGGGGCUACACCCUGCGUGGCUCCUCCAUCUUUGCUCUGGGCCAAAAGAAAACCACUGAUGGCAAGAACUACACAUCGAUCCUCUAUGGGAAUGGGCCAGGAUACCCACAUGGUGAACGGCCCAAUGUGGACCCAGAAAAAGCCAUGCAGUAUGAGUACCUGCCACAGGCAGCUGUGCCACUGCUGUCAGAGACCCAUGGCGGUGAGGACGUAGCCAUCCUGGCCAAGGGUCCCAUGGCCCACCUCUUCCACGGGGUGCAGGAGCAGACCUACGUAGCCCAUGCCAUGGCCUACGCCGCCUGCAUCGAGCCCUACACCGACUGCCGCCAGCGCAGCUCUGGCCCUACCACCCGCGCCACCCCCCUGGCCCUGCUGCUGCCUGCCCUCCUCCUGCCCCUCUUCCGCUGAUCCCGUGUCCCUAGGCCACCCCACG
Molecule: messenger RNA, 3058 nt
Organism: Passer montanus (Eurasian tree sparrow)
Lineage: Eukaryota; Metazoa; Chordata; Aves; Passeriformes; Passeridae
Exons: 21
Coding region: 1-3033 (1010 amino acids)
Biological process (GO): dephosphorylation
Cellular component (GO): plasma membrane
Molecular function (GO): alkaline phosphatase activity
Source: RefSeq, a predicted model, not a curated record